AUGCCCUCGUCGUCACUGCUAGAUCCGAUUAUCUACAGCUGGCUGGGUGCAGUUGUCGCAUCCCCACCUACAGACACCGUCGCUCUGAAGGACUCUGCCCUUUGCAACGACUGCGCCGCGCCGCGACCGACUAAGCGACCUCGCUCGGCAGAUAUGGACUCUGGUGUUGGCGUCACCAGUGACGAUCAAGAGACACCUCGUCCAGCCAAACGCCUUCGCGAAAUCAACGACCCAUUCUAUUUCUCACCAACCUCGUCUUCAAGGAGCGAUUCCACUGCUUCUGUCACUUCGCACAAGAGUGGGAGGCUCAGCCCUACCAAGCAAAUACACGCGCUGAGGAAUCUCGAACGACCAGUCAUCUUUUGCGACUUCAGCAUUGUCGAGGCAGACAGCGGUCGAUCGGAUGUCGCCGCGAUGCGAACUGCGGUGCAAAUGCUUGCGGACGGUGUCGGUAUAUUGGACUACGACAAUGCAGACGCGUUUGGAGCGUCGCUUGCCCAAGUCUCGGAAUUGGAUAGAGCGAGGCUACUGCGACCUUGGGCACGAGACGCUAGCAGGGCUUUGCGUGGAGUGACGCCUGCGAUUCAUAAAAUUGCCGAUAUCGUUAACGAUGCGAUCGUGUUGAACACUGGGGCAGGAGGUGCUGAAGAUGAGUGGAAUUCGGAUGUGCAGAAGCCGCUGCUCAAGCUUGCGCUUGCGACCAGUCGGCAUACCAAUGUGCUCUCGCUUCACUCUGUGCAAUCCGCUCGCAUUGAUCCGCCGGCUCUGAGUAACAACAACCUUCCUGGCCGAAUCAUAGAUUAUGUCUUUUGCCUAAAACCCGACUCCGUCAUAUCCAAUGCAUAUCGGACCCUGCGACCUCUUGCAGCCAACACAUUGAAAUCCUGGAACCACAUCACCAGUACGGCACAAGACUUACCCUUCGCCAUACAUAUCGAGACUAAGUCUCCGAUGAAGUCCUGGACAGACGGCAAGCCCCAGAUUGGGAUCUGGAUGGACGCCUGGCUGCGGCGCUGUGAGCUGCUGUGGAAAGACGGCCAGAGUCCGGCGGCCGUCAUGAAGAAACCUUGGCCAGCCAUACCGGUGCUCAUUUCGCAGGGACAUGAAUGGCAUUUGCUGGUAGUGACAAAGACAAGCGAAGGAGUGAUCGUCCGAGAGCAGAUUACAAUCGGAAGCACAAGGAAUGUGUGUGAUGCGCUCAAGGUCAUAGCUGUGUUGCACUUCCUGCUCGAUUGGGCGGAGACAGUUUGGCGGCCGUGGUUCUUGGAGUUGAUUGCUAGACAGGAGGGAUGA
Didymella exigua CBS 183.55 is the source of this 1293-nucleotide messenger RNA. RefSeq lists its product as uncharacterized. The transcript is spliced from 3 exons. NCBI's taxonomy places the organism in Eukaryota, Fungi, Ascomycota, Dothideomycetes, Pleosporales, Didymellaceae. Bases 1 to 1293 code for a protein of 430 amino acids. The record is from RefSeq and is a predicted model, not a curated record.